CCGCUGGACCCCGAGGAGGUGGUGAAGAUGCUCAAGGCCAACGGGAUCAUGAAGGUGAAGCUGUUCGACGCGGACCCCUGGCCCGUCGGCGCGCUCCUCGACUCCGGCAUCGAGGUCAUGCUCGGCAUCCCCAACGACAUGCUGGAGGCAAUGACCAGCUACGGCAACGCCGAGGACUGGGUGUCGGAGGCCACCAGCUACGGGGACAGGCUCAAGCUCCGCUACGUGGCCGUGGGGAACGAGCCCUUCCUCAAGAGCUACAACGGCAGCUUCAUGGAGAACACCGUGCCGGCGCUCAAGAACAUCCAGAAGGCGCUGGACGAGGCCGGGAUCGGCGACAAGGUCAAGGCCACCGUCCCUCUCAACGCCGACGUCUACGUCGGCGACAAGCCGUCCGAGGGCAAGUUCCGGCCCGACAUCGACGGCGUCAUGACCGACAUGGUCAAGUUCAUGCACGACCACGGCGCGCCCUUCGUCGUCAACAUCUACCCGUUCCUCAGCCUCUACCAGAGCGACGACUUCCCCUUCGAGUUCGCCUUCUUCGACGGCGGCCGCAGCAUCCAGGACAACGGCGGCGUCAGCUACUCCAACGUGUUCGACGCCAACUACGACACGCUCGUCAGCGCGCUCAAGAAGGCCGGCGUGCCCAGCCUCAAGGUCGUCGUCGGCGAGAUCGGCUGGCCCACCGACGGCAACAAGAACGCCAACGCCAAGCUCGCGCGCCGCUUCUACGACGGCCUCCUCAAGAAGCUGGCCAAGAACGAGGGCACCCACCUCCGGCCGGGCAAGCUGGACGUCUACCUCUUCGGCCUCUUCGACGAGGACAUGAAGAGCAUCGCGCCGGGCAACUUCGAGCGCCACUGGGGCAUCCUCACCUACGACGGCAAGCCCAAGUUCAGCAUGGACCUGUCGGGGCAAGGGAACGACAGGCGGCUCGCCGCCGUGUCCGGCGUGGAGUAUCUGCCCAAGCAGUGGUGCGUGUUCGACGACGAAGCCGCAAAGGACGAGGACAUGGACAAGCUGGGGGGGAACAUCCAGUACGCCUGCGCCAGCGGCGACUGCACGGCGCUGGGCUACGGCUGCUCCUGCAACGGCCUCGACGAGAUGAGCAACAUCUCCUACGCCUUCAACAUGUACUUCCAGAUGCAGGACCAGGACGUGCGCGCCUGCGACUUCGACGGCCUCGCCAAGAUCUCCGACAAGAACGCCUCCACCAAGACCUGCCUGUUCCCGGUGCAGAUCAUCAGCGCCGCCACCGUCCCGGCACGCCCAUCGUCGCUGCUGCUGCUCGCCUUGUUGCUCGCGCAUGCCCUGGUGAUGACGACGGGUUUUAUCAUCAUGUAGUAGCUAGCUAGCUAGCUAGAGGGCGGUCAAACAUCGGAGCGGAGCGGGGGAGCAACGGAUCCGAUCAUUCAUUUUGCUUGAUUACGUACUGUCAUCGAUCACUUUUUCUUAGAAAACAUAUACGAGUACCAUAAACAUACGGUUUUGCUAUUUAACAGUCAAGUGCUUUUCAAUUCAUCAUCAUUCAAAUUUC
This is a messenger RNA of Triticum dicoccoides, 1537 nucleotides long. Its product is annotated as glucan endo-1,3-beta-glucosidase 8-like. The transcript has a single exon. Lineage: Eukaryota; Viridiplantae; Streptophyta; Magnoliopsida; Poales; Poaceae. Gene Ontology annotation, molecular function: hydrolase activity, hydrolyzing O-glycosyl compounds. Gene Ontology annotation, biological process: carbohydrate metabolic process. The coding region runs from base 28 to 1344 and encodes 438 amino acids. The record is from RefSeq and is a predicted model, not a curated record.